Magallana angulata is the source of this 4052-nucleotide messenger RNA. Its product is annotated as serine/threonine-protein kinase 17A-like. The record is from RefSeq and is a predicted model, not a curated record. Lineage: Eukaryota; Metazoa; Mollusca; Bivalvia; Ostreida; Ostreidae. Gene Ontology annotation, molecular function: protein serine/threonine kinase activity; ATP binding. Gene Ontology annotation, biological process: protein phosphorylation; intracellular signal transduction; positive regulation of apoptotic process. Bases 428 to 1756 code for a protein of 442 amino acids. The transcript has 7 exons. Gene Ontology annotation, cellular component: nucleus.
UCGUUUUAACUUGACAUUAAACUGAAGUGUCCUAUUUCCGCUUCGAAAGGAGUUUGUAUGUGAGAGAGUGCUAAAGCUUCGUAUCUUCGGCGGAUUAGAGUUAAGUACAUCUUACAAUACACUGCUGGACUACUAAUGGGAUAGAGGGGGCCAGUGGGGCGAGCACGGAGAGGAAGUGUAGACACAUUUUCACCUGUGAUCAAAGGUGUGAAGUCGAUAUCGUUUGGAAUGUGAAGAAUUCGAUAAUUUUCACCCAAUUAUCAGGAAUAAAUAAAUAAUUUUCCUCAUCCGUAAAUCGACAGUUAGUGAUUCGAUUGUGGAAAUAUAUGUUUGAAUACUCAAGUUAUUUUCUAGAAAAAAAAAAGGAGAUAUAUAUCAUUUCUUAUAGAGGAGUGAGUUUUAUGAUGACGGCUGGAGUUAUAGUACAAUGAAUGGAAUAGCUCUAAGACAGUAUCAGCACUAUCAUAAUAGUGUGUCGGGGAUCUCCCCGUGUACCGAGGGUAAAUACCGUCCCUCCACAUCCAUCCGGACAGAUACACUGACUGACAAGUACACAAUCCAGGGAGAGAUCGGCAGAGGAAAGUUUGCUGUUGUAAAGAAAUGCAUCCACAAUGAGACAGGGGAAGAAGUGGCCGCCAAAUUUAUCCGCAAGCGGCGGAAAGGGAAAUCAUGCCGGGAGGAGAUCCUGAGGGAGGUGGUGAUGCUCGAGCUUGGACUCGAGCACCCGAGACUGGUCGAUCUCAAGGAGGUGUUCGAGACACCCAAUGAGCUCGUACUCAUAACUGAGUACUGUGCGGGAGGUGAGUUGUUCACGGAGUGUGUCAUUGAGGAAUCCUUCUCUGAAUCCGACGUUAUCCGGUUCCUGAUACAGAUCCUGGAGGGACUGGCGUACCUACAUGAGAGAAACAUAGUCCACCUAGACCUCAAGCCCCAGAACAUUUUGUUUACGAAGCCAUUCCCCCAUGGAGACAUCAAGGUGUGUGACCUGGGCUUCGCCUGUCUGGUCAACACUGGGGAGGACAUCAGAGAUAUCAUUGGUACACCCGACUAUGUGGCUCCAGAGGUGCUAUCCUAUGAGCCUCUUGGUCUCUAUACAGACAUGUGGAGCCUGGGUGUUCUGACCUAUGUGAUGCUGACCGCCCACUCACCUUUUGCCGGGAAAGACAACCAGGAAACCUUCCUCAACAUAUCCCAGGUCAACCUGGACUUUCCGGAGAACCUGUUCAAGGAGACCUCACCGCAGGCACAGGACUUCAUCACCAGGUUACUGGUCAAAGAGCCAGAGGACAGAAUGACUGCCAAGCAAUGUAUGCAACAUCCCUGGUUAUCAUGUCGAGUGGACCCAGAGAAAAUGCUGGAGAUAUCUAUAAAGGAGGAGGAGGGAAUUAGUGAUCAGCUAAAAAGCACCAAUCAGGACACAAAUUGUGAAAGCAUAACCAAUGAAAACACUUCUGAAUGUGAAUCAACUAAUCAGAACUCAGAUAACAGCAGGUUAUCAACAAAGAAAGAAAAUCCGGAGGAAGUGUUACGAGAGAUAUCUAAAGAGAACAUAUCGACGGAGAGAGGGACUUCAGGUGAUGAAGAAGUGAAGAAGUUUAAAAAGUGUUCAGAAGACAUUUUGGAUUCGUGUGGUAAAGGAGUGGACAGCUCCCCCAUGGAGUGCAAUGAAAACAAGGACAGUAUCACAUUCACGCCAAGUUCUAUAGGCCCCAUGGAGGCUGAUGACGAUGCAGACAACAAAGUCUCCUAUGUUUAACUAGUUGUCUGUUGUCUUUGUUGUUUUUGAUUUCGUCUCAUAUCUAAAGGGCAGAUUUAAGGAAACAAACAAUGCUUGGUUUAAAUAUGUUUUUCUUUUACAUAGAAAACAGAGGAGGAAAGAAAAGGAAAUUUUUACAAGUAUAUUUUUUACAUGUGAACUGAAUGUUAAUUUGGAACAUGCAUAAUCUCUUGGUUACAUUAAUUUAUCAAAAAUGAUUUGUUAGAAAGGAAGCUUUUUUAUUUUUUUGGUAAACCAUACCCUUAUUUGGACUGCAAAUCCAUAGGUUUACAGUGAAAUACGUGAAUUUCCUGGUAUAGAAAUGUCCAUGCUAGAUCUGUAAGGGGCAACUGUUUGGACUGUUCAGUGUCCCUAAGGGGUUCAAUGCUCUGUAAGGUUGAUCGUUAGCUGUGUUUUGGACUUUACCCCCUUCCAAUCUCCCCUCCCUGGCAGACUAGUGUCAAAUGGUCAGCCUCCAAAGCCCUAUACAUAUAAUAGAAGUUUCAGGAAUUAUUGUCUUUAACAUGUCUGAAGUUGUUGAUAGAAAUGACACAAGUGUAUUCCUUUAGCUUAGUUUUCUUUUUCCUAAGAGAGAGAGAGAGAGAGAGAAAGAGAGAGAGGUUAAGCCAAAAUAUUUCCAGCACUUUCUAGUGGGAUCAAAUCCAUUUUUUCAGUAUAUAUAUAUAAUUAUAUAUGAAACGAUUAUUUACAUUAUACAUGCAUAUAUGCUAUAUAAUUAUAUAGACUGACUGAUCCACAGUGGACCAAAGAAAAAGUUCUUUCUGUAGCAAUAGAUUACAUUUAUAUUUUGCUUUGUCUUUUGACUUAUUAGUUAAUACACCAGCAUGUACACAAUGUCGGAUACUGUGGGUUUUAUUUUUGUUAGUACCGGUACAUCACCAGUCCUUUUAGUGUUUAGUAAUUCAGGACCAAGUCACCCCGAUUCCAUAUAAAGCUUCUGGUUUCCUCUGCACCAAGAUAUUGGAACCAAUUUUUAUGAUCAUUAUCACUCCCUUCAGAAUUGACCAUUGCAAAUGUAUGCAGCUGUUUAAUAUGUGGUUGGUGUUUAUUGAAUAAGAGCUCUUUAUAUCAAGUUCAGGAACUUAAUUGAAUCAUUUUUUCACUGUUGCUUAUUGCUUCAUAUGAAUUUAGAUUUCAUUUUCGUAAAUGAUAUGUAUAUGCACAGCAAUUGAAAUUCGGAAUUUUAUGCAUUAAAAAUUCUAGAAAGAGAUAGGUAAAUUUUUAAAAAUUGAUAUUGUCUUAAGCUAAAAAGAACUAAUGUAAUUCAACAUUAUCGAUAUCCCCCGACAUUCCAGAAGAUCAAGAUAUAUUUAAUUGGGGUGUCCAGAAAUUCAGCAACACUUGUUAGCAGGCAUUAGGAAUUUUUAUGGCAUUCUAGUUCAGAUAAAGCUGUCAGCUUAUUCCUUGGGCAACAGAGAAAUUAGGUUAUUACACAUGUACUACAGGAGAAAAGUAAAGCUCAUAAUAUGGAUAUAUGGAGUCACUUUUGUGAUUUUUAAUUUAUACACAUAUUAAGUUAUUUCCCCUUGCAUCCAUUCCAGUUCAAAAUUUAUUUGCAAGUAUCAGAACGCUUGUUUAAUUCAUACGAGCACAUCUACACCCAUUUUAGUACACCCAUUCCUCAAUGAUUGGCCAGGGUAACAUAUCAAAAACACCCCUUAUAUCGUAAGCCCCCCCCCCCCCAAAGCUUUACGCUUACCUUAAUCUAAAAUAUGACAUAUCUAACAGUAUAUCUAUCAGUAAUGGCCGUUUAUUGCUGGUAAUAUGAGGGCUGUAAAACCCCCUGAUUUUGUUUACACUGUAGGGUCCAAUAUUGUCUCAUAGAUUGGUACGUUCUGUGGAGUUCUCGUUCUGUGUAUUCCUUGUACAGUUUUUUUUUCUCCCGUAGAUGCGUAGUAGUGUAGUUAUGCUGUGAACCAGACUAUGUCAUGGUCUCUAUUCCCUGUGUAUAUAAAAUAGCUGGUUCUGCAACAUAGUAUAAAUCAACUGAUGGGGUAUCUAUGCAAAACCAGAUCCUUUUCUGCUUUUGUUUUGUGGAUGUUUGAAUGCUUUUUAACCUGUUUUUUAAAGUCAUCAGAUUUUUUUUCUCCUGAUGGGUACAGAGACUUUUUAAUAAGAAAAACAGUAACAAUUUGUAUUUUUGUUUUUUUCAUAGGUGUUCAUAAUUAUUCAGAUAUUUCUUUUUUCAAAAUGCUUAUUAUAUACAAUUUUACAGGACCACAGCAAAGUGCUUUUGUUUUCACAAAGUCAUUAUGUCUAAGUAUUGUUCAUAUAG